Oppiella nova is the source of this 4590-nucleotide messenger RNA. Lineage: Eukaryota; Metazoa; Arthropoda; Arachnida; Sarcoptiformes; Oppiidae. The record is from the annotation of a GenBank genome assembly.
AUGGCUGCAAAUUGUGAGACAAUUGAGCGACAAAUGGAUGAAUUGAGUGCUCUUAAGGCCAUAUUUGGAUCAGAUCUGAAGGAUUUGAGACAAUCGGCACCGAAUGGCGGCGACUCACCCGACAAGUGGUUACCCAUCGAAGUGCAGAUCACUCUCAAACCCAUGGUAUCGAUGUCUCAACUGAAUGGCGAGGCAUACGUCCAGACAGACCUCUACGUCAAGUGUGGCAAAAGGUAUCCAAACGUAAUCCCGGAUGACAUCCGACUCAAAGAAGUGAAGGGAUUGGCGGACAGUGUUUGCCAACAGAUCAGAGACGAGUUGUACGGAUUGGCGAAGAGUUUGAGGGGAGAAGAGAUGAUCUUUGUGUUCGCGGAUCACGUGCGACAAUGUCUUCACUCUCAUAACAAGCCUCCGGUUAAGAGCUUUUACGACCAAAUGAUAUCUCAUAAGACGAAACUGGAGGUCGAGAAGAACAAAGAGAUUGAGAGACAGAUGGAGACAAACAGACGAAUCGAUGAAAUGAAGAGAAAACAGUUGGAGGAAGAGAUGAAACGAAAACAUAAGGCUUUACUCGAAGAUUCACGGCUUAGGAGAGAGUCUCGCGAAGACAUCGGCGAAACACUUUCGGUCAUUAGAUCUACUGAUUUGAAGUGUGAUAUCAAUCACGAAUUGGUUGCCAUUGUAUUUGAUAUCAACGGUUUUGACCGAACCAUCCAAAGAGGCAAAUGUCUGCUUCACAACCACUUCAAGCAUUCCGUCGAAUAUUUAGCCACAGAUUUGUCUUCGGGUCAGACAUAUGUCAUAAGCGAAUGGAUACUUAAAUCUAAGAAUGACUACAAUAUCGACGAUAUUAGUGACAGGAUUUCAAGAGUGGAGUCUUAUUUUAAAACUAAAUUAAAGUCUUUAAGUCACCCCAAUCUGAUCCCUUACAUAUCAAUGCAAUACUCUAUAAAAAGUGAUUACAUUGUCGUUGACGUACUUCAAGAGCAUAUUAACGCCAAUUCACUGUUCAGUCUGUCAAAUGUGAUGAGAGGACAUCCGUUCAACACUUCUCUCAUCAGAUUUUAUUCAAAUCAAGUCUUAGAAAUCAUAUACUAUUUACACAAACAUAACUGUCCGCACGGAGACCUCCGACCAACCAAUGUGUUCAUUGACACCAGUAGUGGUGACAUCAAAAUAAGUGGCUUUUAUUUAGAGAAACAGUUUUAUGACAUCUUUACUGACAUCAACACCAAUGACUCCGUGACCUAUAAUCUAAACACCAUUUCAACGAAUAUUAAUCGAUUGAAAAUGAAAGACAUCUAUGACUUCGGGGUUUUAGUGUCUGUUAUAAGUAGUGACUGGGAUUUCAGUGACAAAACAGCCGUUAAUUUGAAAUAUAAAGUCAAUGCAAGCAAUGUUAGGGAAGAAUUGAAACACUUUUUAGACAAAUGUUUAGACAGUGAGGAGAGCGCCCGACCCACUGCCGAACGCCUACUUCAGCACCAAUUCCUUGCAUCACAAAAGUCUAAACUAUCACUCAAUUACCAAAAACAUAAUGACUCGCAGUCACAGCCCUUUCCCAAUGAUAGAGGGGAACAGAUAGAAGACGCCAAGAAUUAUGAGAAUAAUAUUCAAACCAAAUCUUUAUUGAAUUCGUUUGCCUCGUCUUCACUGAAUUCACGACUCAAUGAGUUUGAAGUAUUGGAUGAAUUGGGAAAAGGAGGAUUUGGUUACGUAUAUAAAGUAAAGAAUAUUUUGGACGGAAGAUGUUAUGCGUUGAAGAAAAUAUGUAUAAAUCAUUCAAACCAUUCUCUCUAUGAGAAGAUUAGACGGGAAGUGAAUUUGCUUUCGCGACUAAAUCACGAGAAUGUUGUCCGAUAUUUCACGUCUUGGAUAGAGACCGAAGAAAACGCGGACUACGAUAGCAGUGAACAGAGUUCUAACACCAAAACCAGUGAAACGCAAAUCACACAAAAGAGUACAAAAUUUGAGACAAAACUGAAGCAAACAAAAGAAGUCAAAGAGAGUAGUAGUAGUAGUAGUGGAAGUAGUGGUGAUUCAUCCGAUUCCGAUGUUUCCGACACUUCUUCUAUAGAAGACGUGGACUUUGAAGCAGAAGAGGAUAUUUUCGGCACUUCUUUUUUAGUACAAAUUCCUCCGAAAUUAUCCAACAAUUCAGUGGAUGUGAUAUUCGAAAGAAGUGAUUGUGAUGGCACUGCAUCUCAAGAAAAGACAGAAACUGCUAAUAAUACGAACGAAGAGCCCAAACGUGCCAUUCCUCGAAAGUAUAUGUAUAUUCAGAUGGAGUUAUGCGAGAAAAGCACUUUAAGAGAUGCCAUCGAUGGAGGACUUCAUAAUGAAAUUCAUCGCAAGAAAAGGCUUUUUCGCGAAAUAAUUGAAGGUUUGGUUCACAUUCACGAACAGGGAAUGAUUCACAGAGACCUUAAACCGGGAAAUAUAUUCCUCGAUGUGAACGAUCACGUGAAGAUCGGGGACUUUGGUUUAGCCAAAGAGAUCUAUUUUAUAAAAGAUGAAAAGUCGGACUCCGCUACUCUUGAGGCACAAAAUCUGAACGUCACGCAAGAGACGGACCAGUUUAGACUCACUGGCAAAAUAGGAACACCUUUUUAUGUGGCACCAGAACUCGCUGUUACCGCUGAUGUCAACUCUACUAAAAUAUAUUACACACAAAAAGUGGAUAUUUAUUCGUUGGGAAUCAUAUUCUUCGAGAUGUCGUAUCCAUUCCAGACAUUAAUGGAAAGAACAAAAGUUGUGAUAAAACUAAGGAAAAAAGAAAUUGAAUUACCGGUCGAUUGGAGUCAAUAUUUCACUGAAAUCGAGAUCAAUAUUCUGAAGAGUCUGUUGCAACACAACUACUCUCUGCGUCCCUCUUCUUCAGAACUAUUGGCAUCCGAUUACUUACCGGCGCCUGAAAUGGAGGAGAAAGAGGAGCAGAAUGUGAUCCGACGCGCCGUUCAGAACACGCGAACAAAAAUCCAUAAAUAUAUGCUAAAUAUGUUGUUUCAAAGGGAGGCCUCAGAAAUAGAGGACUACGUGUAUGACGUGAAUGACCAGCAAUUCGAGCCAUCAUUUGGAUCUAAAAGUGAUUUGUUUUCCUUCUCAACCAAACAACGAGUGUUUCAAUACGUGUAUAACGUGUUGGAGUCUAUAAUGCAAAGCCAUUGCGCUGUCUAUCUAUCCCUUCCCACUCUUCUGCCCAAACAUUCCACUCAAACAUAUCAAGUGAAUGAUGUCUUCUAUGUGAUCGACAACACCGGUUCCAUUGUCUCCCUUUCGCACAAUCUUCGGGUACCAUUCGCUCGAUAUAUAGCUCGCAAUAAGAUAUCACAUUUGCGGCGAUAUUCCAUCGAAAAGGUUUACCGACAAAAGCGUGUUAUGGGAUACCAUCCCAAAGAAUUUUGGGAAUGUGCUCUCGAUAUCGUCACCCCUAAGGGGACCAACUCAGAUGGCACUCAUAUUAUGCCUGAUUCCGAGGUGCUCAGUGUCUUGAGUCAUGUGGUCAAUCAGUUCCCUGUCCUGAGCGCUUCCAAACUAAUUCUUCGUGUGAAUCACAUACAACUGAUUAAAGCGAUUCUUGAUUAUUGCGAUAUUGCAGAUGAAAUGCAUAAUAAAGUGAUCCGACAUUUGGGAGAUUGCUUUUCCCCUAAAAUCACGCAAAGCGUACUCAAGGAAUCAGCCGUUGAGUCAACUUUUGCGUCCAAUUCUUCAUUGGCUCUAAAAGUGUUUUCUCAGCGAAAGAGUAUUUUAGAGAAAUAUAUCGACGAAUCAAAAAUUAAUCAUUUCCUUCAGAUCAUAGAUUCAGAACAGGAAUCGGUUAAGAAGUUAUUGUCUAAUAUUAAGACACAAAUGAGAAAGAAAGGAGUGAAGCAACAAAACGCACUCCAAGUGGCCAAACAUGCGAUCAAAGAGUUAGAUCUGAUUCUCAAUUGCGCUGAAAAGUUAGGAAAUAUCAACAAAUUUGUGGUCAAAAUAUCUCCGGCGUUCGUAAUGACCGGCUCGUCGUCUGUCUUGUAUUCGGGAAUUAUCUUUCAAUUGGAGCGAGAAAUCAAACACAAGAAGUCCACCCAAAAGAGUGUUAUAGCAGUUGGCGGUCGUUAUGACCAAUUGAUCGCCAGUUUUGAUAAAUUGAGUAAAAAUAGUGACAAACACUUUGUGGACAAAGGAGGCGUCGGUCUUAGCAUUGAAUUCGAGAAAAUUAUGAAAUGUGUUUUGGAAGAGGAGAUGAAAAACAAGUCAACGUUUGGCUCAACCAUUGAUGUCGUGGUCUGUUCGCUCACUAAUGAGAAAUCGGAUUCAAUUCUCAAAGAGUUGUGUUCAGUAACCAAAGAGUUUUGGAAUUCAGGAAUAAAAGUGUUUUGUUUUCCCGAAGAUUUGCCCAAAAAUAUCUCGGAAUUGCAUGCCUUCUGUUUAGAGAACUCUGUCCGAUAUGCCGUCGCUCUUAAGGAGACCUCCGAUUCCAGUCAAACAAACUUCCAUCAAAUGAAUGCCAAACUAUUCGCUUAUGAGAAGGAACGGUAUAUCGAUAAAAAGGGUGGUAUUGUGUCCGAUAUUGUCGAAUAUGUUAUCCGAAGUCUUCUGUAUUUGCGA